Messenger RNA from Sesamum indicum (sesame), 1905 nucleotides. Its product is annotated as NADH dehydrogenase [ubiquinone] flavoprotein 1, mitochondrial. The record is from RefSeq and is a predicted model, not a curated record. NCBI's taxonomy places the organism in Eukaryota, Viridiplantae, Streptophyta, Magnoliopsida, Lamiales, Pedaliaceae. Gene Ontology annotation, biological process: mitochondrial electron transport, NADH to ubiquinone. Gene Ontology annotation, molecular function: NADH dehydrogenase (ubiquinone) activity; NAD binding; 4 iron, 4 sulfur cluster binding. Gene Ontology annotation, cellular component: respiratory chain complex I.
AUCCUAACCGUAAAUAUUUCUGCCGUACCAAAUACUACCAUAGGCUUGCUUUCACCCAGCUCGCUUUCUCCUCUGUACUUUCGUCAAUCUCUCUGUAAGAGCUGCAUCGCCGGUUUGUCAUAUCGUCGGUACUCAUACAACAUUUGAUGCCCUCAUGGCACCUAUAAGGGGCAUUCUUUCUCUACAAAGGACUGCUUUGAUUCAGCGCUCCGCUGAGAAUUGGAGCCAAGCAAGGAGAUUAUUCAACACCGCUGCAACAACUUCGACCACCCCACAGCCGCCACCCCCUCCGCCACCUCCAGAGAAGACACACUUUGGCGGUCUCAAAGAUGAGGAUCGCAUUUUUACAAACGUAUAUGGGCUACAUGAUCCCUUUCUCAAAGGCGCCAUGAAACGUGGAGACUGGUACAGGACAAAAGACCUAGUACUUAAGGGAGCUGAUUGGAUUGUUAAUGAGAUAAAGAAAUCUGGUCUUCGAGGGCGAGGUGGCGCUGGUUUUCCAUCUGGGCUUAAAUGGUCCUUUAUGCCAAAGACAUCUGAUGGCCGUCCCUCGUAUCUUGUUGUUAACGCUGAUGAAAGUGAACCUGGAACAUGUAAAGAUAGAGAAAUUAUGCGUCAUGAUCCACAUAAAUUACUUGAAGGUUGCUUAAUAGCUGGAGUAGGGAUGAGAGCCAGAGCUGCGUAUAUUUAUAUUCGGGGUGAGUAUGUGAAUGAGAGAAAGAACCUCGAGAAGGCAAGGAGAGAAGCUUAUGAAGCUGGUUACUUGGGCAAGAAUGCAUGUGGAUCAGGGUAUGAUUUUGAUGUGCAUAUCCACUUUGGUGCUGGGGCUUAUAUAUGUGGUGAAGAGACAGCUCUUCUAGAGAGCCUUGAGGGUAAACAAGGAAAGCCUAGGUUGAAGCCUCCUUUUCCAGCAAAUGCGGGUCUAUAUGGUUGCCCCACAACUGUUACAAAUGUUGAAACAGUGGCUGUAUCCCCCACCAUACUAAGGCGUGGACCAGAAUGGUUUGCAAGUUUCGGAAGGAAAAAUAAUUCUGGAACAAAACUUUUUUGUAUCUCAGGCCAUGUAAACAAACCUUGCACUGUUGAAGAGGAGAUGAGUAUACCACUGAAAGAGCUUAUCGAGAGACACUGUGGUGGUGUUCGUGGUGGAUGGGAUAAUUUACUCGCGGUUAUACCAGGUGGUUCAUCUGUUCCAUUAAUUCCCAAGAAUGUCUGUGAGGAUGUGCUAAUGGAUUUUGAUGCACUUAAGGCUGUGCAGUCAGGGUUAGGAACUGCUGCUGUCAUUGUGAUGGACAAGUCUACUGAUGUUGUCGAUGCUAUUGCAAGACUCUCUUACUUUUACAAGCACGAGAGUUGUGGACAAUGUACGCCUUGCAGAGAAGGUACAGGAUGGCUCUGGAUGAUCAUGGAGAGAAUGAAGGUGGGAAAUGCUAAGCUGGAGGAGAUUGACAUGCUUCAGGAGGUGACCAAGCAGAUUGAAGGACACACAAUUUGUGCCUUGGGUGAUGCCGCAGCUUGGCCAGUUCAGGGGCUUAUCAGGCACUUUAGACCAGAGCUUGAAAGGAGGAUCAGAGAGCGGGCAGACAGAGAGUUACAACAGGCUGCUGCUGCUUGAUUCUUCUAUAGAGGACAAUAUGUUUGCUGUGAGAUCCCAUCAAAUAAACUCGGAGAGGCAAUUCAGAAUUCUAUUUUAAUGGUGUAUUGUGUAUGACUGAUUAAGAUUCUAUAUUAUAUGUUUGAGAUCAGCCACUGUUCUUUAGGCUCAAUUGGUAUAUAACAUGAGAUGUCUUCCUCUCAUGAUUUCUAUCGUUUAAAGAACCGUUCGAUCAGUGUGUUUCUCUGUAAUUUUGUCAAUAAUUUAACUGACAUGUUACCGUCUCAAUACUCGAGCAUCGGUUGGUUGAA